Messenger RNA from Neltuma alba, 2248 nucleotides. Its product is annotated as RNA pseudouridine synthase 5. Gene Ontology annotation, molecular function: RNA binding; pseudouridine synthase activity. NCBI's taxonomy places the organism in Eukaryota, Viridiplantae, Streptophyta, Magnoliopsida, Fabales, Fabaceae. The transcript is spliced from 15 exons. The coding region runs from base 871 to 2019 and encodes 382 amino acids. The record is from RefSeq and is a predicted model, not a curated record. Gene Ontology annotation, biological process: enzyme-directed rRNA pseudouridine synthesis.
AAAUUACUGAAACCAAAUUUAUUUUUCUGAUAUGAUUUAUUCAUUUGCUUUGUUACUGAUGCUCGUAUCUAUUUGGUGGCGUUCUGUGUACACUAAUUUAUACCUUUUAUGGCUAUUCAACUGAAGAAAUUAGGAAAUGUAUUUAACAUACAAUUUGUUUUGAAGUUGCUAUUGAAAUCGUCUUACUGAUCUACCGCACAACUGAAAGAAGGAAAAGUGAGGACGUGAACUCCGUCCAGUUCACAUGAAAGUGGAAAACACUACUAAAAUCUCAUUGAAUCUUUAUGAGGAUUACUUCUAGCAAGAAAGAGCAACUGGUUUUUUCCUCUUGAAAAUCUUGUUUCUAAUUUAUCAGGCGAUUCAAAUAAUAAAACCUUGUUAUUGAAGGGAUCGAAAGAGAAGUUAUAUUCUGCAACGCGUGAACAAAAUCUCGCAAGCGACAUUCUAGGAGGCGCAAAAUCAACCGUUUUUCAAUGGUGCAGAGCCUGACCACGAGCCUCCGCCUUCCAUAGUGGCUGGUGUGGGUACUUCCAGUUUCCACAGAAUUUCUUGAACGGUUUUGACGACGAUGAUUGUGGCGCUCACAAUACUUUUGGCCAGCCACCUUCGCAAAGCGAUUGGAUGAGAGGUAGCGUUCAGGUGAGGAGGAAAGAGAUGCUGCAGAGGCCAAGAGGAAGAGGGCGCGAUUCUAACGGCGGUUGUGUUUGUGAUGGCGUUAGUAAAAAGGACUAAAUUUUCUUACUGAAGAAGAAAUUGGCACCGAUAUCAGCCCUAAUUUACCAUUGUCAUCAUCACAAUUUCGUUGCAUCGUUGCACUGCUUCGCUGCUUUGAUUGUUUCGAUCCAAUUUGAAACUUGUCGAAAUCGCUCGAUGGCAGCGAGCUCUUCACUGCCCCGUGAUAUUCAGAAGUUCGGAUAUCCUUGGCCGGAAUUCAACGACGGUCUCUUUUACAACGACAUCGUGCGACCCUCCGAUUCUGGCUUGACAUUGUUGGAGUUCUACUCGAGCAAGUACAAGAGUUCAGCUCCCUUGCAAGGUUGGUUGCAGCGUUUUCAGAGUGAGCAGAUAACAGUAGAUGGAAAAGUUGUUACAGAUCCCAACACAGUCCUCAGAGUUGGCUCAGAGUUAGUCUAUCAUAGGCUUCCAUGGAAGGAACCUAAUGCACCAUACAUGAUUGAAGUUUUGCAUGAAGAUGAUGACUUGAUUGCUCUGAAUAAGCCUUCUGGCCUGCAAGUUCUACCUGGAGGUCUUUUCCAACAAAGGACAGUUUUAACACAGCUCCGGUGGCAAGCAAACAAUCAGGGAACAUAUGUGGCAUGCCAGGGGUCUCACCCUAUUCCAGUACAUCGGUUGGGUAGGGGAACUUCAGGAAUUUUACUAUGUGCAAAGACAAAGCUAGCUAAAGCUCGACUUGCAUCAUAUUUUGCCGAUGGAACAUCUCAUAUUGAGGGAAACAGAGAUUCCAACAAGGAGAUUGGGAAAAUUGCAAAGAUUUAUCGGGCCCUUGUAAGUGGGAUCGUUGACAAUGAUAAGGUGAUUAUCAAGCAGCCAAUUGGAACAAUAAAAUAUCCUGGUGUUGCUAAAGGGCUGUACGUUGCUUCUCCGUCAGGAAAACCAGCUCUCAGUGUAGUGGAUGUGCUAGAAAGAAAUAUACAAGGAAACUGCACAUUGGUCCAGGUUCGGAUACAAUCUGGAAGGCCACACCAAAUCCGCAUUCAUCUGUCUUUCAUAGGGCAUCCUCUAGUAGGCGAUCCGCUAUAUGCAGUUGGUGGGCAGCCUAAUUGCUUUGACUACAAUGUUCCCGAUGAGAUAUUUGCUGAAGAUGGGGGUUACCAAAAACCUACUCAGCCUGUUCCUGGAGACUGUGGUUACCAUCUGCACGCACAUCAGCUGGUCAUUUCCCAUCCCAAAACAAAUGAGCUUAUUGAGAUCAUUGCACCCGUUCCGCCGAUCCUCCAGACACAGGCAGAGGCCAUCAGCGUUAAAUGGAACCCAAGUAGUGAAACUCUGGCAGUUUGAAAACUGUUGAGAUAAAAACUUUCAAUGGGCUUAUACGAUUGACUAUGUAUGAAUCGUCACAAUUUACAAGGUUACAUUCGAAGCCCGCCAGAUGUUAGUAAUAGGUAUGCUCUUUCAAAAAUGGGGUGAUACGUGAUUGUUCGAAAAAGUUGGCACUGACAAAAAGUUUGGUCCGCCUAUUAAUGCACGAUACGCUCAAAACAUUUAAGCAAUAACAAUUUGAGGAAAA